UCUUUCAUCUUUUUUAAUUUCAGGGAAUGACUGUUGCCAUAUUGGGGCCCACAUUUCCAGACCUGGCGCAAAAUGUGAACCGGAACAUCAGCAGCCUUUCGGAAAUAUUCGUGGGCCGGGCCCUCGGCUACUUGUGCGGCUCUGUGGCUGGAGGGGUGCUUUUCGACUGUAUGAAUCACUUCUUACUUUUGGGGAUGGCAAUGUUGGCUACCACAAUUGGUCUUUAUCUUGUUCCUUUCUGCAAGAGAGCAACAUUACUGAUUGCCAUGAUGUCUGUGUUUGGUGUUUCAUUUGGCGCUCUGGAUACAGGUACAAAUGUCCUCAUCUUGGCUCUUUGGGGAGACAAAGGAGCCCCACACAUGCAGGCCUUGCACUUCAGUUUCGCCUUGGGUGCCUUCCUGGCUCCCCUGCUGGCUAAGUUGGCCUGGGGUACAACAGCAUCCACUCAGAACCACACAGAGUCCGACUUAGACCCUCUAAUGCUGAACCGAUCCUCUGAAGCCAGUCCAGACUCACUGUUUGCCGUACCCGAGGACAUGAAUCUGCUGUGGACGUAAGCUUCCAUUGGCACCUAUGCGCUAGUGGUUUCUGUCUUUCUGUUUGGUCUGUUUUGUAAGAAACGCUCAAGACAGAAAAAAUCUGCAGCAUCUGGUCAAAGAGUUCGAAGAGCGAAGUAUCACAGGGCCCUGCUCUGCCUUCUCUUCAUCUUCUUCUUCUUUUAUGUUGGAGCAGAGGUGACCUACGGCUCUUAUGUAUUCUCCUUCGCCACCACCCAUGUUGGCAUGAAAGAAAGUGAAGCAGCCGGCUUGAACUCCGUCUUCUGGGGGGCCUUUGCAGCCUGCAGGGCCCUGGCCAUCUUCUUUGCUACAUUCUUACAGCCUGGAACCAUGAUUGUGUUGAGCAACAUUGGCAGCCUUGCUUCAUCUUUCUUUCUGGUGCUUUUUGACAAGAACCCUCUCUGCCUCUGGAUCGCGACUGCUGUGUAUGGAGCCUCAUUGGCAACCACAUUUCCCAGUGGAGUUUCCUGGAUUGAGCAGUACACCAGCUUAACUGGGAAGUCUGCAGCAUUCUUUGUAAUUGGUGGUACCCUGGGAGAAAUGGCGAUUCCCACAGUCAUCGGAAUUCUUCAGGGACACUACCCAGACCUGCCAGUGGUUCUGUACGUCUGUUUUGCAUCAGCCAUCUUCACUGGAGUUUUAUUUCCCGUGAUGUAUAAAUUAGCAACUUUACCGCUGUAAUGUGAAAAAAAAGAAAACAUUUCAGGGGGUCAGAACACUUUGUAAGUCUGACCAUAAAGAAAAGGAUAAACGCGAAGAUGGAGGGGAGAAAAUGAAUGAAUGAAUGAAUUUUGAAGCUGUUGAACCAUGCAAUGAGGCACGCUGUAGUUGUCUGGGAACAUUUGAUGGUCCCCACAGUUGCUGUCCUCACCAAUACCUCUCACGUGCAUUGAUUUGGAUAAACAGUUUGGUAAUCCUCUGUGGAAUGCUGUGUUCAUUUCUUGUGACUGUGACCAAUAUUUGACAAGAAACCAAAGAAGGGCUUUUGGGGCUCACAGUUUGAGGGUACACUCUACCAUGGAGGGGCAGGCAUGGUUGUAAAAUGUUCCCUUCAUGUAUCAGGAGUGUGGAGCCGGGAACCGUAUUACAUUUUGACAAAACAGGAAGUAAAGAGGGACCAAAAAUGUGUCCAGGUAUAAAAUCUCAAGCCCUGCCCCUAGUGAUGGACUUCCUCCAGAGGAGCCCCACUUCCUCCAGAGGAGGAGUCCCGCUUCCUCCAGAGGAGCCCCGCUUCCUCCAGAGAUGACCCACUUUCUCCAUAGGAGCCUUGCUUCUUCCAGAGGAGACCCACUUUCUCCAGAGGAGCCCCGCUUCCUCCAGAGGUGACCCACUCGCUUGAGAGGAGCCCCAUUCCUCCAGAGGAGUCCCAAUUCCUCCAGAGGAGCCCCACUUCCUCCAGAGGUGACCUGCUUCCUCCAGAGGAGCUCCGCUUCCUCCAGAGGUGACUCCCUCCAGAGGAGCCCCACUCCCUCCAGAGGAGCCCCACUUUCUCCAGAGGAGCCCCACUUCCUCCAGAGGAGUCCCACUUCCUCCAGAGGAUCCUCAGUCCCUGAAGGUUCCACAACCCUCUAAAACAACAGCCCUAGCAGGUCACCAAGUAUUGAAACAAGCCUGGGAAGGGCAUUUCACAUUCAAGCUACAGCAAGCAUCUGUCAAAAACUGGGACAAGAGGUUUUGUUUUUUUUUUUUUUUUUUUAAACAGGACAGCAGUUUAAUGCAAGUGUCAAGAUGUCACAGGUUUUAGAUCAUUCAUGCUUUGCUAGUUCAUGAAUUUCCUUACCAAUAUACUAUAAUUAUAAAACAAAAUUUAUGGUAUUACAUAAUAGCUCCGUGUUAGUAAGAGACGAGAUGGAAAUAACAAUGAUGUAAGAAUUAGGUUUGCAUGGUAGGGAAAAUACUAAGGUGUUCAGAAAGAAGUCUCGAUUUUCUGUUUUGUGGUGACCUCAUCUGUGUUACUGCAAAGCAAAAAUAGAGAAUGCCUUACCUAAUCAUACAAGUACUUUUUACUCCCUAAGCAAGUCCUUAAUUACACUUACUUUUCUGGAUCAAGGGACAAGAGUUCUUACUUUACUCACUUCCUUAUUCCUUGGGGAAUGGGGACAGUGCAGGGUCAAAUUCUGAACUCUUCCUGGGCCAGGCAAGCAUUCUACCUCUGAGCAGAUCCUCAGCCCACGGCCUGCGGUUUCCUUGAAUCGGCAGUCUAAAUAGGCCAAUCAGAGAAGAUCAGCAGCAGUGUUUCAGUGGGCUCUGGAGAUUCCGUUUUCGAGGUCAAUGUGUAAGGAAUGCCAAGACAUUUUGAAAUGUUCUGUAAUUCCCAGAAUCCUCACGGUCUUGUACUGUCAAUCUCUUGCUACGGGGCUCUUAUUUUGGCAGAAGCCAUCAGGCGAUAUUUUAUGGUCUCUUAUUUUCAGAGUGUACAAAGAGUUCACACAUGUUUGAAAAGUUGCGUAGUGUUCAAGUAGCUCAACACCACUAAGAAAGAGAAUGGAUGUGCUGAGCAAAUAAAUCGCCCGGCCAUCCACGCUAACCAGGGAUGUUGUGGAGAAGAGCUUCAUGAAAGAGUGUAUUUGGAUGUAGACAGAUGUUUUCACUGUUUGACUUUACCAGUCAGCUGGAUUAAGGAAUGCUAGUGACACAUUUGUCUGUGCCUAUAAGACAUUAUGGAGUGAGUUUGAAGAAAGCUGUCUGCGAGACUUGACUGCCUUCUGGGUCUACUCUGAGGCACCUACUGAGGCCCCAUUUGUCUCAUCCCCUGAGAUGUGAAUCUACAAAUGAAAACGAGAUGCUUUUCCAGCCGAGUUUGUCCAGCAUGAUGUCUGCUGCAGCAGCCAAUGGUCCAUUUCAAAAGAGAAGUGAGACGGAAUGACAGGAAGGCUCUGAGAGGCGCUACUGGUUAUGAAUGCAUUCCAAUUUGAUGUGCUUGCUCUGCCUGUUGACUUUCUGACAAGUGUGUAUACUGCUGCGUUUCACUGGUCUGAAGAUGCCUCUUUCCCUCACACUUUAUGCAUAUCUGAAAUAGCCUAUGUUUUACAGUCGAUGAUCGUUUAAUACCGUGACAAAUUAUAACUGACAGCAGGUUUUUGUAUACAGAUUAAAGGUAAUAUGAUUUACAAUCAGUGUUUUAUAUUAGUGAAAAAAACAGUAGCCACUUCAGUUGUGGAUGUUAUAUUAAUUUUAAAAACAAUUUUAAAGAAAAGACUAUUUGUUUGUUUAUUUAUUAUUUCGAGAUGGGUCUUACCAUGGCACCCUAGCCUUGUCUCAAGCUCUGGGACUCAAGCAAUCCUCCUUCCACAGCUGUCUGAGUUCCCGGGGCUACAGGAAGGUAUUGCAACAUUUCCUGUCCUUUAAUGUGAAUUUUUGUCUGUGUUCAGAUAGAAUUUGUAGGCAGUGUGUUCCAAUACCUUGACAAUAGAAUGAAUCCGUGUCUAUUUGUGUUCCAGUGGGGUUAGUAACACUUUGUUUUACUACCUUGCUGGGAGGGUACAUUUGCAUACAGAGUCAUAUUCAGAGAUCUGUAGACACCUCGUUCUCUUGCCUUACAUAUGAGGGCUGUAGAUGGAUCUUUUUGAGCACUUAACUACCUCAGUAAGACAUAAUAGGUCUGGGACUUGCUGUUCCUAGAUUUGAUUUUUCACUGGUUUUGAAUAGUAAUCAUAUUAUGAAAACUGUAAACAUUUGACGACUUUCAUUUACAGCUAGGCAAUCUGUCUAAGGGUUAGAAUGUUUGUGUAACCCACUGUACAGUGUUCCACCUGCGUGGGGUUUAAAGUAACAAUGAGAAGGAGGAACAAUGACCAUGGGUCAGAGGAGAAAGGCUGCUUCAUAUUAAAUAUGAUAAAACAUAUGCGUGCUAUCCUUAAUGAAUGGGCAGGAUUGAGUGGGUUUGUUUACUCAUCCCAAGUUUUAUGGUGAAUGGCUUUUAAUUCUAAUCUGAUGGUGGCGUGUUAUUUUCU
Alexandromys fortis (reed vole) is the source of this 4510-nucleotide messenger RNA. RefSeq names its product sodium-dependent glucose transporter 1C-like. Gene Ontology annotation, biological process: transmembrane transport. The record is from RefSeq and is a predicted model, not a curated record. Lineage: Eukaryota; Metazoa; Chordata; Mammalia; Rodentia; Cricetidae. The transcript is spliced from 3 exons.